Messenger RNA from Hirsutella rhossiliensis, 993 nucleotides. RefSeq names its product DDE superfamily endonuclease domain-containing protein. NCBI's taxonomy places the organism in Eukaryota, Fungi, Ascomycota, Sordariomycetes, Hypocreales, Ophiocordycipitaceae. Gene Ontology annotation, molecular function: nucleic acid binding. The record is from RefSeq and is a predicted model, not a curated record. Bases 1 to 993 code for a protein of 330 amino acids. The transcript has 3 exons.
AUGGAUAGCUGUGAUAAUCACUAUACAGAAGAGAUGGUUCACUUCUGCUUCGAUCACAACAUUAAGGUCUUCCCAAUGCCUCCCCAUCUUACACAUCAGCUUCAACCUCUUGAUGUCGGCGUUUUUAGGUCAUACAAACACUGGCAUCAACAAGUUCUACAUCGUGAGAUUGCUGACGGGGCAUAUGACUUUAACAACUUCAAGACACGCUCGUCGCUCACAGAAGAAGUGGCCAUUAAGGACCUGCCGGGCUCGAUCGAAAGCGAGCCUCAGGGCGGGCCUCAGGCAGCAAGACCAUCAACACCAUCGCCACACACGCCGCCCUCGAUUCAACGAUUCAACUGGAACAAUGUUUCAACGCCGAGACUCAACCUCUCUACGAUUCAGAGGUAUCACGCCUACGUACAGCUUCGUCUAGCCACAUCAGUUGACUCCCACAUGCCGUUGACUCCCUCCGUCACAUACGUCUAUGAGAAGGCGCGGAAAGCCGACAAAACCCUCGCUCUCAACGGCAUCACCGCAACGGCCGAGAUGACGAAGAUAAAAGAGAAACAAGCCAAGCGCUCCAGUCUCCAGCAACAGACAACUAUUGUAGCGAGAUACGGCCCAUUAAGCGUCGAAGAGGAGGCACAGAGAGUCAGGAAUAAGGAGGUUCGCGACGAAGCUGGCUAUAUACGCCGCUGGCUUCGCAAGGUACGCUUCAACGUCAGGAUUAGCAUCACAGAGGCGAAGAUUCGAGACAUCAGAGGUCUCUGGGCCAAGGGCGACAAGCGCGCACACCUCAAUUGCAAUGAGUGGAUGUGCGCAAGCUACAGGAUUCUCCGCGAGCUACACAACCGCGGCGUAGGGCAAAGCAAGGCGAUCAUGUGGCCGGAGUACUAUGAUCGCGAGAUUGUAAAGGAAGCAGCCGAAUUAGUGGUGAUGGAGGCAAAUAAGCGUGCUAUUUGCCGUCAGACGUUCUCCUUGGAAGCUGACGGCAUCGAGAUGCGAUAA